GCUCAGAACGGGCGGGGCGGCCUCGUAGUCAUGUUGCUUUCUGCGUUCUGGACUGCUUGUUCGAGAAGCGUUUUAAGGAACCAUCCAGGAUUACUCAAGCACCUACAGCGCCACGAUAUGAAGGGCACGAGUGUGAGUAACACCAGCAACGCACAGCGAUCUAUGUCUGCCAGUGUGUCUGGACAAAAGUCCGUGUCGUUUUCUAGGAUGGAAAACCCAGAGCAAUCUCAAACCCAGAUCACCGUAAAAUCAAGCGCAGUAAGUACAGCAUAAGCUUGACGAGCAAAGCCGAAAUGAAUCGACAAAGGUGCGUGCCGUAAAGUGGAAAAGGGCUCUCUGCGCCAUUGCCAUUGGCCUCGCCUUGAUCUUCAUCGUUGUCAGCGUCGUCCGCAUGUACCUCGGUUACGGAUUCCUGAGUGGCAAGUCCAUACCAUGUAAAUCAGCAGCUUGUAUUGAAGGCACUAUGAGGAUGGAAAGUGCUUUAAACCGGACGUUUCCGGUGUGCACGAGUUUCUACAACUUCGUAUGCGGGAGUUGGAAGCCUCGUGAACACGACGCCGCCGACGUUCCACAUGACAUGUUCAUCAACGCUACCCGUAGAAUAUUCAAGGCCAUCGAUGAGGGCGAAAUCUAUCUAGGAGCAGCUGUCGCCAAAGCGGAAGAAAUGCUUAAAACCUGUUUACGUCAUACAAAGACAUCUUCAGCUAACGUUGAGACCUUCAAAAGUUUUAUGAAAGAGCGUGGACUUUCCUGGCCUCAAACGGUUGCAGACCACCAUCUUCACCCUUUAGAUGUGCUUCUAGAUCUCGCCAUCAACUGGAACGUAGGGCUAUGGUUCUCGAUUGGAAUCAGACGAACUUCAAGGAUACCACCCUUGAUUCAUAUCGAUAAGGGAUCGGUGUCUACCUUGUGGGCGGAGUUUCUGACGCGUCUAGAAAGGAUACACCGAUAUCGAACGUACGUUCAAACAUACUUCCGUGUGUUCGAUGACAGCGAUCCCAACAGCAGCGUGGUUCAAGAUCAGAGAAACGACGAGAAAACUAUACUCCAACAUAUCACUAACUUUUCCCCUGGGGAAGAGAAUGAUGCCUUAAUUCAAGCUUCCAAUCUCCAGGGUCUUUUCGCUACAGGGCAGCUAUGGGUAUCCCUUCUAAACAAGAAUUUGGCUCCAUCUUUUAAAGUGAACGAGACAGAUGCCGUCCUGGUGAGCAAUUGGAAUCAGCUUCAGGCGUUAGACGGUGCUCUGCUCGCAUUCAACUCGAGUAGACCUCGUCUCAUUCGCAACAUCGCAUGGACAUUUCUGCAGAUGUACUUCUGGCUUGCCGCACCUGAUAUUCUAACCGAGGGCACCGUUACAGUUUUCCACGGACCUUAUCGUACCAAGAUAACCUGUUUGAGGCUCGUGGAAAGGACAUUCGGCAUAGCCAUACGAGUCCGAUUUAUUUUGCAUGAAAUAUCGAGCCGCACACGAUCCGAUAUUGAUCGUGUCGGCAGCAUGGUGCUCUACAGCUUCGUCAGUCAGCUGCGGACAACGAAGUGGAUAGAUGCGAAGUCAAAAUCAACGGCUAUGACUAAGAUUCGCACGCUGGAGUGGAUUAUGUGGCCAAAUGAGAACCUCUUACGUCCGCAUCGCCUCGAUGCUAUGUUCGAAAACCUCCAUAAUGCCUCGUCGUCGAUUCUACAAACAUGGAUUCAAUGUCAACAGGCGCGAAAAGCUGCCAUAGGUCACAAGGACUACGCCGCGGUAUUUAACACAGACUUUAAUGUACUGUUCAAGUAUUUCUAUUCCCUCAACACUGUUCAUGUGUCUCUGGCAGCAGCGAACUUGCCACUGUUCGCAGAAGGUGGGACGCCCGCUAUGAAUUAUGGUUCCUUUGGAGCUAGAUACGCAGCAGCAGUGGCCCGAUCAUUUGAUGCCCUGGGGAUUUCAUUUGAUGAGCAUGGAAGGAGAGUGUCAUGGUGGUCGCAGGAGUCUCUCAGUAGCUACAAGGAUCACACAUCGUGCAGACAUUCAGAACGGGAAGGUUUGACGCUGUCACGACUGGUACCCGCUUUAGAAGCUGCGUUUACGGCGUUCAAGCUCAGCAAAACUCUGAACGCCUCGGAGACUGUCAAGUGGGACAACGGAUAUAUGGACGAUUAUACUGAGGAUCAGCUGUUUUUUAUCAGUUUCUGCCAUGCUGUAUGUGCCAAGAAUCCCACUAGGGCGCACAGGGAGUUGUGCGAAGCUCCCCUACGAAACAUGCAGCUAUUUGCGGAGGCAUUUACUUGUUCACGAAAAUCGGCGAUGAACCCCGAAAAAAAGUGCCGAUUUUUCGACAAACGGUCGCAGCUCUGAAUAAACUAAGAUAUACU
Messenger RNA from Ornithodoros turicata, 2355 nucleotides. RefSeq names its product endothelin-converting enzyme 1-like. The coding region runs from base 392 to 2338 and encodes 648 amino acids. Gene Ontology annotation, molecular function: metalloendopeptidase activity. Gene Ontology annotation, biological process: protein processing. The record is from RefSeq and is a predicted model, not a curated record. The transcript is spliced from 4 exons. Gene Ontology annotation, cellular component: plasma membrane. Lineage: Eukaryota; Metazoa; Arthropoda; Arachnida; Ixodida; Argasidae.